Messenger RNA from Rhizopus microsporus ATCC 52813, 168 nucleotides. RefSeq lists its product as uncharacterized. The record is from RefSeq and is a predicted model, not a curated record. Bases 1 to 168 code for a protein of 55 amino acids. The transcript has a single exon. Lineage: Eukaryota; Fungi; Mucoromycota; Mucoromycetes; Mucorales; Rhizopodaceae.
AUGACCUUUAAUGGCAGCAGCAUUAUCGAUUACUUCAUCAGCACGACAGAGCUACCUUACCCACAGCUACUAAUCAGAGGCGACUUAUCGCUUGACUCCUACUAUAAGUUUAUGACACUCUCCUUUCAAGUGGCAACACCACCCCCGAGAUCCAAUGCACCCAGAUGA